This is a messenger RNA of Seriola aureovittata, 1498 nucleotides long. RefSeq names its product cytokine inducible SH2-containing protein (gene cisha). The coding region runs from base 362 to 1042 and encodes 226 amino acids. The record is from RefSeq and is a predicted model, not a curated record. The transcript is spliced from 3 exons. Gene Ontology annotation, molecular function: 1-phosphatidylinositol-3-kinase regulator activity. Gene Ontology annotation, biological process: intracellular signal transduction; phosphatidylinositol phosphate biosynthetic process. NCBI's taxonomy places the organism in Eukaryota, Metazoa, Chordata, Actinopteri, Carangiformes, Carangidae. Gene Ontology annotation, cellular component: phosphatidylinositol 3-kinase complex.
UUUAAAAGCCAAGCCUUUACACUCUGUCCUUCACACAUUUGGAUCCUGCUCUGGUGACAACACACUCCAAACCGCUGCUACAGAGAUUUUUCGUUCAGGUUUUAAAUUAAUUCUGUUUUCCGGUGUUUUACUAUUCGUGAUAUAUUCAGUGCUGUUAUAUAAACUACAGGACCAGACCCUGUGUGGGUACACGGAGCUCUUCGCGUCUUUUUUUAUCGCCUAUAGGUCUACUUAUCAAACCCCAUGUUAAAGCGUAUUAUAUAUGGAGGUGGUUUUUUUUAGCUUAAACUCUAUAUGUUUUCAUAAUUUUGUGAAGAAGUAGCAACAACUGGAUUUUAGCUCAAAGGAUUCAACAAAUAGUAUGAUUCUUUGUGUACCAGGUCCACCAGCUCUUCUGCCCGGUGCUCUGUCCACUGAAGCCCCACGGGGCAUGCGGGCGGGAACUGUACCUCCAACCCCUUGCCUUCAAACCACCCCUCCAAUAUGGGACCCCGCAAAAGACCUGAAGGCGAUUGCCACCAACUUCUGCUAUCUAGAAAAUUCAGGAUGGUACUGGGGAGCUAUAACUGCAGCUCAGGCCCACGCUGCACUUCAAGAGGCAUCUGAAGGAGCCUUUCUGGUACGGGACAGCAGCCAUCCCAUGUACAUGCUGACCCUCUCGGUGAGGACUGCCCGUGGUCCCACCAGUAUACGGAUCCAGUACAGCGGCGCCCAGUUUUUGCUCGACUCCAGCUCCCCGGCCCGGCCCAGCCUGUCAUCCUUCCCCAGUGUGCCCUGCCUGGUGCAGCACUACAUGGGACCAGAGAGGAAAGCCGAGGAGGGGAAGGUGGAGGUGGAGUCUCCUUCAAAGCCCUCUCAGCAGACAAUUCAGGAGCCGUCUGUGGUAUUAAAACUGAAGCGGGCUGUGUACAAGCCCCAGGGCCUCCCCUCCUUACAGCACCUCACACGCCUCGUCAUCAACAGACACUCAGACUGCCCAGACCAGCUACCACUCCCGAGGCCUCUGCUGCGUUACAUACAGGACUAUCCCUUCAAGGUAUGAGUGGUCCCUCAAGUUCAUUACAGACAAAAGACAAAAAAACAUCAAACAGGUCCUUUAUGCCUGUAAAUGACAUUGCUGCUCCAGCAGUUGGAGGCCAGUCCCAAAAAACUGGACACAGGGUCAUGUUUUUACUGACGAAACAUGUACAAACUCAGUUAUUGCUGACGUGUCUGGUUUCAGACUUAAUUUGUUAUGGACUGGGUGGUGAGGCAUCCCAGAAAGAGACGACUUGUGAGAAAACUCCGUACUGUAAUCUACGCUUAUUUUAUGACGGAUGUGGAAAUUGUCCAUAUCUACUUUACCCUCAUCAGUUUUGGAUGUGCAUACUGUUUCCAAGAAGUACAUUGAUUCCACUGAAACAUAAUUUUAAGCCAUUUUAUUUUUCUCAGUAAAACAUUUUUUCUACCUUUUACAUGUGUACAUUUUUCUAUUAAAAAAAAAACAAUAUGAGUCUAA